UAUAUUUGAUCCCAAGUAUACAAAAACUUCAAAGCGAAAAAGAACGUAUUGACAUUUGACAUAUUUUUGGAUUUCCCAGGUUUCUUCGAGGACAAUCCUUGGCAACCUUAACGCGUUGCGAACUCACCGACCCAAACUAUGUCAACUCAAUAUAGAGGGGCAUCUAGGAAAGAUAAACCCAGAGGACGCCAUCAUGGGUUAACUCAGCAGAAAAGGCAAGAGAUCAAGGAAGCAUUUGAGUUAUUUGACACUGAUGGCUCAGGCACUAUUGAUGCCAAGGAGUUGAAUGUUGCCAUGAGGGCUCUUGGUUUUGAAAUGACAGAAGAGCAAAUCAAUCAAAUGAUUGCAGAUGUUGACAAGGAUGGCAGUGGAGCAAUUGAUUUUGAUGAAUUUGUGCACAUGAUGACAGCCAAAAUUGGAGAAAGGGACACUAAGGAGGAGCUCAUGAAAGCAUUCCACAUUAUUGACCAAGAUAACAAUGGGAAGAUAUCUGUCUCAGACAUUAAGCGCAUAGUAAAGGAGCUGGAUGAGAACUUCACUGAUGAUGAUAUAAAAGAGAUGAUUGAGGCAGCUGACCGUGAUCAGGAUGGAGAAGUUAAUGUUGAGGAGUUUAUGCGGAUUAUGAGGAGAACUACAUAUGGGUUCUAGAACUCAAGAAUAUUAUUGGGAGAUUGUGUUGAGAGUUUGAUCCUUCGCAGAAGGGUUGUUUCUGGACAAGCUGUCGCUGUUUAUGUUAUCCCCCCCCCCCCCCCCC
Messenger RNA from Quercus lobata, 754 nucleotides. RefSeq names its product centrin2 (gene CEN2). The coding region runs from base 139 to 648 and encodes 169 amino acids. Gene Ontology annotation, cellular component: myosin II complex. The transcript is spliced from 7 exons. Gene Ontology annotation, molecular function: calcium ion binding. NCBI's taxonomy places the organism in Eukaryota, Viridiplantae, Streptophyta, Magnoliopsida, Fagales, Fagaceae. The record is from RefSeq and is a predicted model, not a curated record.